Molecule: messenger RNA, 3132 nt
Organism: Notodromas monacha
Lineage: Eukaryota; Metazoa; Arthropoda; Ostracoda; Podocopida; Cyprididae
Source: the annotation of a GenBank genome assembly
UUCUUGUACGUGCGCAGAUGGGAAAGUGGGACUACAUGAACUAUGUUACCUAUGAUCGAUGUGUUGGUGCUAAGCGCGAACUCGGUUUCGACAACAAGUUCUACAAGUACCUGUUCUCCAGAUUCAAGCCAAGGGGGUUUCCGCAAGGCAGGGAGCGGCUGACCGAAAACAGCUACAGUGUCUACAACCUUGAAUUUUCACCGGAAGGGAAAUAUCUGAUCGCAGCGUGUUCAGAUAGAGCUAUCAGAGUGUUGGAUCCUGCCAGACAGAACAUCGUGAGCGAGAGACCAAAGGCGCAUGAUCAUUGCGUCAACUGUGUGCGGUUCUUGGAUUCACGCAUGUUUGUCACUGGAGGCGAUGACCAAAAGAUCAAUGUAUGGGAUAUCAGGAACAUGUCCGACAAGGUUCACUGUCUACAUGGUCACGAUGCCUGGGUCAAGAGUCUCGCCUACAUCAAGGAAUCCAGAACGUUGCUUUCUUCCGCGUUUGACGGCAACAUAUUUGCUUGGGAGAUGAACCGGUUCAAUGCCGGAGGAAUGAUCGAACCAACGCAAAUAAUUGACAUCAGCGGUUUGAUGAGAAUGACUGUGACUCCUGAUGCCUCGAAAAUGAUAGUCUCGAACUCUUCGGGAUUCAUAAUGGUUUUUCAUGACUUGGACAUUUGGCGGAUGCGGGAACAGUAUCGUGGUGUCAAAGUAAACAUGUAUAGGCUCAUGCAAGUGAGUGGAAUCCCGUUGGAGGAGCAGAUGAAGUACGGGCAUUUGUUCCUGGCCGAAAGGAACAGGCUCGAGUUCAUUUCGGACUUCCCUAGUGGCAACGAGGCCUGUGUUAUAUCAUCACUUGUGAUACAUCCUGACGGGAAACGCUGCAUCAGCAGACACAACACAAAUUCUCUCAAUGCCGAAUUCACCUGUGUUCAUGACAUUGAUGGGCCGAGGAUCUGUCACAAGACGAAUCCUAAAAACGAUGCCUUCGAACGAAAGUGCCUGAAACGCAGGCGGUUGGACAGCCAGGCUCAUCAUCACAGUGAAGACUCGUCUUCAGACGAAGGGCCAGAGUUGUUUGUGCCGUUGCUCGUUCGCACGGAGAGACCACCGAUGUGGAAUCCGAGACACAGAGACGGGGAACCGAUAGUUCGGCGUCUAAGCGCAAGUGGGGACGUUCAGGAUCCCGCUGGCGAAUUGUGGAAUGACGAACAAAGAGAUAUCCAGUUCACCUGUGUUCAUGACAUUGAUGGGCCGAGGAUCUGUCACAAGACGAAUCCUAAAAACGAUGCCUUCGAACGAAAGUGCCUGAAACGCAGGCGGUUGGAUAGCCAGGCUCAUCAUCACAGUGAAGACUCGUCUUCAGAUGAAGGGCCAGAGUUGUUUGUGCCGUUGCUCGUUCGCACGGAGAGACCACCGAUGUGGAAUCCGAGACACAGAGAUGGGGAACCGAUAGUUCGGCGUCUAAGCGCAAGUGGAGACGUUCAGGAUCCCGCUGGCGAAUUGUGGAAUGACGAACAAAGAGAUAUCCAGGUGAGGGAGGCUAUGGUUGAAGACUCCAUUGACCGGGUGGUCCGAGGUGAGGAUGAGGACGUGUUCAGAAAUUUCCCGAGAGCACCAAGAAUCACCAGAAGCCGAGUUGUUAUUGAAAUGCUGAGAGACUCUAUGAGAAGAGUCAUGGCAAAUUUUGGUUCCCAGGAAGAUGGCUACCGCGUGCGGUUUUUGUCUCGAGACACGUGGUAUGCCCUGACUGCGAUACGUGAUGCCCGCAGGCAAGAACCGAUGGAGCAUCGGCUCCAUCAAGGGUUGGCGCCUGGCGAAUCCCGGUGGUCCCUCAAUUCCGAGUGGAACCGGAAGUUGUUGCGGCUGCACUCGAAUAAAGAAUGCAGGUGUGAAGUGCCGUUUGAGGAGAAGACGGAUUUCACGCAGAACGACAUUUUCCCGAACGUUCCGAGGAUGACGCACCACAUGGAAGAGGCCAAUGUGCAACACGGGUACAUUAAGGAGAUCUCCGUGAGCCCGUGUGGGCGUGUGAUUGCUUCACCCUAUGGCCUCGGGCACAGGCUCCUCAUGUUUGACCAGGAGUGCAAACUGCCCGGCAAGGCUCGUCAAAUCGACUUGUCAGUGGACAAGUCAUCUCGCGACAACAAGCUCGGAGACUCUGUUUCCCUGGUGGAAGUCUCCACCCUGUUGGUUCAUUCUGCACCCGUGCUCACCACCCAGUUCUCACCGGAUGGCUCGUGUCUGGUGACUGGGUGUCUGGAUGGGAAGGUUAUCUGGCACAGGCCAGUCUUCGGAUUCAGAAUGGGAGCUUGUUUAAGUAAAGGAGAGCAGCAGGUACCACCGCAGUUCUCAGCCGUCAAUCCUGAUAUCAUACGAGCCCCGAAUCCGUGCGCUUUGAAUCCGUGCAACGUGCUUCAUUUCAAUGAACACGUGCUUGCUGGCCAGGGCCCAUCAGCGCCCCCAUCUGUUCUUGAAGGGCAGACACCCACGAGGCAAAGCAACCAUCAAAACAUAAAUUCUGUUCUGAAUCAGUUCUCGAAUUUCGCCCGAGGUAUGACAAACGCGGACGUGUUGCACCAAGUGGAACAGGGCUACCGAAUGCCGUGCCCGCCAAAUUGCCCUACGCAACUUUACGAAGUAAUGCUCGAGUGUUGGCACAAGGACCCGAAGAAACGUCCCACUUUCGAAACCCUGCAGUGGAAGCUGGAAGAAUUCGACAAUCUCGGCUCCGAGUAUCGUGAUCCCAACCAGGGUUUCUAAAGCCUCUGACCCAGAUCCUUCGCUCCUUGUGUGUGUGUGUACCUCUGUUGAGAGAAUGAGGUGGAUCCCUGUGCUUGAAAAAAAAAGAAGGGGAAAGUGGAGAGUUCGUACUUAUUGUAAUACCGUUCGGGAAAGAAGAUCGGUUGACUAGAUUUCCAUGCGAACUGCGGAUACCAUGUUUGACCAAUCCUUUUCAGAGAUUGGCCCACGAUUCCAAAGCUUUUUGUUGACUCUUAUGCAAUGGUCUCACGAUUGUAAGUUUUCUUGUAUCCCUCUCGGGAGUGCUCGAAAUUAUCUCCUGAAAAACUUUCAAAAAUCAAACGGCAGAGUACGACUCAAAUAGUUCGUGAAUGAUUUCCUUGAAAUACUCUACUUCAAAGCGGAC